AAGCAAUCACGCCUAAAUUCAAAAAGUUUCCUGAAUAUGUUUCAGAUUUAAAUACAGACGGUGAUUUCUUUUCAUUUAUUGAUAAUGGGCAAGAUGUAGCAGAAAUUACUCCAAAUAAUGACUUACAUCAAAUAUAUUCAUUAAAGCAGCAUCAAAAUCAUAACGAAAUAAACGCGGAAAGUUUACAUACUUCAGAUGUUUUAAAUGGUUUUGCAUCAAGUCCAGACAAUGGAUUCGAUACUUUCAUAGAAUUCACCGAACCAAAUGGUGACUUUUUCAUCGAGAGUCAACCUUAUGGUGCUGGGAGUGACGCACAAUAUUUAUACGAAACAGAAGAGGAGAUUAAUAAUCAGGGAAUUAAACACAAUGAUAUGAAAAGUGCGCACAGUGCCAUUUCAAUGGACGACGGUUUUGGAGAUUUUGGAUUUUUUGAGGACUCGACAGAAAAAAGUUCCAUACCCAGUAAUGAAGCAUCAGGAUUUUCUGAUUUCAAACCUGUGAAUGCAAAGCCUCAAUUUGGCGUUGAGUCAUUGUAUUAUAAUGAUGUUAUUGAUCCAUUUGAAGAGGGCUUUGGGUCUUUCAAUUCUGAUGAUAGUGAUUGUGACACCAUUGAUACUAAGAGUUGUGUGACAAAUCACGACUGUUCAUGUUAUGGACUAUACCAAUGUCAUGGAAACAAAUGUACCACCCUCGCAUCUUCAUCUGAUUAUGGAAUAGAACAACCGUCGAUUGGUCAAUGGCAUGAUGAACCACUUGAUUUUGGAACAUGGGGAAAAUAGCAAAUUCCAAAAAUCUCAAUGCUACUAACUGCAUCUAAAUAAAACUUAUUUUCAAAUACAAAAUAUCCAUGAAUAACAUAAUACAAGACAACAAUAUAUUAAAGUUUUACAGAUUUUGCCGGUGUUAAUCAUUUAUCAAAGGGUUUAUAAUCACUAUACUUAAAUAUGAAAGUAACAUAUGAAGAUAUGUGCAUUUACAAUGUACA
This is a messenger RNA of Ruditapes philippinarum (Manila clam), 985 nucleotides long. RefSeq lists its product as uncharacterized. NCBI's taxonomy places the organism in Eukaryota, Metazoa, Mollusca, Bivalvia, Venerida, Veneridae. Bases 372 to 779 code for a protein of 135 amino acids. The record is from RefSeq and is a predicted model, not a curated record. The transcript has 3 exons.